This is a messenger RNA of Salvia miltiorrhiza (redroot sage), 1821 nucleotides long. Its product is annotated as tetraspanin-19-like. The record is from RefSeq and is a predicted model, not a curated record. Gene Ontology annotation, cellular component: membrane. Lineage: Eukaryota; Viridiplantae; Streptophyta; Magnoliopsida; Lamiales; Lamiaceae. The transcript is spliced from 5 exons. The coding region runs from base 227 to 919 and encodes 230 amino acids.
UUCUUGGAAAUUGGAGCAUUUGGUAUUGGAUAUUUAGACCUCUGUUUCUUCCUUCCUAUCCAUCUAUUCUACGCUAGCUAACCCUGACUUCGAUUUUCUCCAAGUUAGGGUUUCCCACUUCCGCCGCGGCUCCCGAUCCCCAAUUUUUCCAUUCGCGGAUCAAUUCUUCGGGAGCUGAGGUGAUUCCAACAAUUUAUUUGACGAUUUUAAAAAACAAAAACAAAAAAUGGGUCGAAUGGCGCGCAGCUGCGUUCAAUCUCUGCUCAAGCUGGUCAAUUCGCUCCUCGGAAUGGUUGGAAUCGCCAUGAUCAUCUACUCGCUCUGGAUGUUUAGAGUCUGGCUCCGCACCGACGAAUCCAUUAACGUUCCCGUUCCGUGGUUUAUAUACACUAUUCUGGGCCUUGGUGCUAGUUUGUGCGUGAUCACGUGCUCUGGUCACAUUGCUGCGGAGACUGCCAAUGGUUGUUGCUUGUACAUUUACAUGGCUUUUGUCUUCAUGAUUUUUGUGCUGGAAGCUGCAGUUACUGCAGAUGUAUUCUUAAAUCACGACUGGCAAGAGGACUUCCCAUCAGAUGCAACUGGAAAUCUUGAUCGGCUGAAGGACUUUGUCAAGGACAAUUUUGACAUCUGCAAAUGGGUUGGCUUAUCAGUGGUGGUUGUACAGGGAUUAAGCAUGUUGUUGGCAACGGUACUCAAAGCUUUAGGUCCACAUUCUGAGAAAUACUAUGAAAGUGAUGAUGAGUAUCUACCAGAUAGGGUGCCCCUGCUGAAGAAUUAUGUCCCUCCACAAUCCUAUGGUAGUGAACCGACAUAUGGGGUGAAAAGUGAUUCUUGGAGUGUUAGGACCAACAGUAAGGUACGUGCAUUUAUAAUUUUAAAGGUGUCAUCACACUUGCAUGACCGGAAUGUAAAUUUGUGAAUGGUACAACUCCCAUUCUUAUUGUCUCGGCUUCCUCUUUUUCAUAUAGUUUAAACCAAUGUCUAAUUUUUCAAAGUAAUAAGGUUGUUGCGUUUGGAUUGAAGAAUUUUAGUAGGAGGAUGUAGAACCAUGGACAUGCUACAUAUAUACAUGUUCCAUAAUAGAAAUUUGGAAAUGGCAUAACAAUCAUUGGACCGUUUUGAUAAACUUGUGAAUGUGAAAGAGAAGUGAUAAAUCUACUACUCAACUCAAAUUGAAAAAGAAAAGUUUUUGAUGUUGAAAAAGAUAACGUUGUUAAUUUAUCUAGUUAAUUAGAGGCAAUAGUAAUGACCUCAUUUGAUACACGGAUCAGUUCUGCACAUAUUUGUUUUAGUUGAAAUUGAAACUUCACCGUCAUAUUCAACUGCACUCCCUGCAACACCUAAAUGACGUGUUCUGUUUAAAUUCUCCUACGCGUUACGCCCCUUGAAUAGUUUUGGCUGACUUAUUCUUCUCCUAUCCAGACCCUCAGAUAAAGAAAUCAAAUGAAGUGCUCGCAGACGAACAGUGGGAGUAGGCUAUUGCGUCUCAAAACAUCAGGUUUACUAGUUUCUGGCAGUUGAUAGAGUGUUCUUGAGCUUCAUUUAGUCGACGUGAUUUCCACCAACUUGUGCAUAUACUGUAAAUCCUUCAUAUACUUUAUACUCGAAUUUAUGCCAGGUUAUAUCAUGUGCUACCUCUGUAGAUAUCGGUAGACGUAUCGACCCGAUGAUGAGCAAAACCCUAGUAUUGUUGAUUGCCAUUCUCCUGUUGUUUAGGUAUAGCCCCUCUUUAAGCAGUGUAAUUCGUCAUUUAAGAACCUAGUUGCUUAAUUGUUCACUUUGUGAAAUGCAUUAUAUAUGUAAUGCUAGUUGUUUCUUCUC